This is a messenger RNA of Cheilinus undulatus (humphead wrasse), 4489 nucleotides long. Its product is annotated as FERM, ARHGEF and pleckstrin domain-containing protein 1. Gene Ontology annotation, cellular component: cytoskeleton. Gene Ontology annotation, molecular function: cytoskeletal protein binding; guanyl-nucleotide exchange factor activity. The coding region runs from base 281 to 3415 and encodes 1044 amino acids. The transcript has 27 exons. Lineage: Eukaryota; Metazoa; Chordata; Actinopteri; Labriformes; Labridae. The record is from RefSeq and is a predicted model, not a curated record.
CCUUCAUUGUCUGAGCACGGGCACCGGGAGUGGAUCCACCGCUCGGUUCAGUGUAAUCCCGUCUCUUCCCCGGCUCACUCACUCAGUCGUCCGCCAUGGCGACCGCAGAAAGCCUCUCCAGCAGUCCGAGCUGCGCAUAGAACUCAUCCGGGGCUUCUUUUACAGUCCGUACCGCUGGACGUGGAUGUGAAACUCUCUCAUUUCAGCUGGGAUAUACAUAACGCGUGGACAAGCCUGCAUUUCCAGAGAAGGGGCUGGGCAGUGAGCAUUGCAGCACAUAAUGGCAGAGCAAGACCCCGUGCCAGUGGCCCAAGGAGCAGGGCAGCGUCUUGGAGCCCCUGAGACUCUUGGCAUCAGUACACUGGACCCUGGACACAGACCCCCGGCCAUGCCCCCUGGACGACAUGUCACCAUAAGGGUCCGUAUGUUGGACGACACAGAGGAGCUUUUCGACAUCUCGCAAAAAGCUUCAGGCAAGAUGCUGUUUGACCUGGUGUGCUCUCACAUGAACCUCAUCGAGGGUGACUACUUUGGCCUGGAGUUUCAGAACCAUCAAAAGAUGAUAGUUUGGUUGGACCAUAUCAAACCCAUUAUCAAGCAGCUCCGACGGCCAAAGCAUACCAUCCUGAGGUUUGCCGUGAAGUUCUUCCCUCCAGAUCAUGCCCAGCUCCUGGAGGAACUAACAAGGUACCUGUUCGCCCUCCAGAUCAAACAGGACAUUUCCUGUGGGCGUCUGACCUGCAAUGACAGCAGCGCCGCACUGAUGGUCUCCCACAUCAUCCAGUCUGAGAUUGGAGACUUUGAAGAGAGCUACUGCCGGUCACACCUCCUCAACAACACUUACAUCCCUGAUCAGAUGCCCCUGAUUGACAAGAUCAUGGAGUUCCACUCAAAGAACAUAGGUCAAACACCAGCUGAAUCAGACUAUCAGUUAUUAGAAGUGGCACGCAGGCUGGAGAUGUACGGGAUUCGCCUCCACCCAGCCAAGGAUCGUGAAGGCACGAGGUUAAGCUUAGCCGUGGCACAUACGGGUGUCCUGGUGUUUCAGGGCCACACGCGGAUUAACGCCUUUAACUGGUCAAAAGUGCGUAAACUGAGCUUCAAAAGGAAACGUUUCCUUAUAAAGCUGAGACCAGAUCUCAAUAGUUCAUAUCAGGACACUCUGGAGUUUCUGAUGGCCAGCAGAGACUGCUGUAAAGUUUUCUGGAAGAUCUGUGUUGAAUACCACGCCUUCUUCCGCCUCUUUGAGGAGCCCAAGCCCAAGCCAAAGCCUGUGCUCUUCACCCGAGGCUCCUCCUUCAGAUUCAGCGGCCGCACACAGAAGCAGGUGAUUGAUUAUGUGAGGGAGUCUGAGUUUAAGAAGAUCCCCUUUGAAAGGAAACACAGCCGGGUCCAACAUAACAGUCGGGUUCAACACAACAGCCGCCUGUCGCCAUUGCCUUCUCCUCGCCACCAUGAAGUGCCAACAGAACAUGGUGCUCCCAGGGUAGACUCUCCUCAUCGGCGUCACUGGACAGAGUCAGCGUUGGUAAGCGCGGAGGAUCCCUCGGCUUCACGGACUCCAAGGUUUAGCCCGGUUCACCAGAGAAACGGCCACGAUGACAGAGACAGACGGGGCUCUGCGUCCAGGACGGAGGAGAGAAGAGGCUCAACAAGACAGACUCAGCCGGAUCAACUGAGCACAGCAGGAGUGGUAGCAAACAGCCCUCGCCUCUCUGCGUCCUCGGGUCACUCCCACGGGAUGGUCAACGGUCAGAAGUCGCUCGAGCUGUGCAGCCACAGUCCAGACGGCCGCCAGCCUUCCCCUCUGACAAGCCCGCUGCUCAACGAUGCCGGCAGCGUUCGCACGGAUGAUGAAGACGAGGUUCGGAGGAAGAGGUUUCCCACAGACCGGGCCUACUUCAUCGCCAAGGAGCUGCUGACCACGGAGAGGACUUACGUGAAGGACUUGGAGGUGGUCACUGUGUCUUUUCAGAGCGCUGUGGGACAGGAUGAAGCGACUCCAGACUCCUUAAAGAACACCGUCCUGUCCACGUUUGAGCCGCUGCAUAAGUUCCACACAGGUUUUCUCAGGGAGGUGGAGCAGAGGCUCGCACUGUGGGAAGGACGUUCUAAUGCUCACAUAAAAGGAGACUACCAGCGCAUUGGAGAUGUCAUGCUGAAGAACCUACAAGGAUUAAAGCCACUCUCUGCAAACCUUCACAAGCAGUCAGAAAUUCUGCUGGAGCUAGAGAAAGCAUGCAGGGCGUCGCGCAAGCUGGAGAGUCUGUGCAGGGACUUUGAGCUGCAGAAGGUGUGCUACGUCCCCCUCAAUGUCUUCAUCCUGCGGCCCCUGCACCGCCUCAUCCACUACAAGCAGAUCCUGGAGCGCCUGUGCAAACACUACCCAGCUACUCAUGUGGACUUCAGGGACUGCAGAGCUGCUCUGGCAGAUGUGUCUGAGGUGGUGGAGCAGCUCCAGGGAAGUCUAAUCAAGAUGGAGAACUUCCAGAAGCUUCUGGAGCUGAAGAAGGAUUUGAUUGGCGUUGACAAUCUUGUUGUCCCUGGUCGGGAGUUCAUCAGGUUAGGCUGCCUCAGCAAACUCUCUGGAAAAGGCCUACAGCAACGAAUGUUUUUCCUGUUCAGCGACGUCAUUUUGUACACGAGUCGAGGGAUGACGGCAACCAAUCAGUUCAAAGUGCACGGCCAGCUGCCCCUGCAUGGCAUGACAAUCAGAGAGAGUGAGGAUGAGUGGGGUGUACCGCACGCCUUCACUUUGGUUUCAGAGCGGCAGUCGGUGGUGGUGGCAGCGAGUUCAUUGAAAGAGAUGGAGAAGUGGAUGGAGGACAUAAAGGCAGCGAUAGAGACAGCAAAAACCAGCAAUGGGCCUUCAUCUGAUGUUCUCACAAGCAGUCUGACAGACGGCAAUAAAUGCCCUGAGGACUCCUCGGUGGAUGCAGAGUCCGAGGACGAUGUAACAGCAACGCACGCCUCCCCGGACAAGCCGGCGCCUCACCGUGGUAACACCAUGGUGCACGUGUGCUGGCACAGGAACACCAGUGUGUCCAUGGUGGACUUUAGCAUAGCUGUGGAGAAUCAGCUGUCUGGAAAUUUACUGAGAAAGUUCAAGAACAGCAACGGCUGGCAGAAACUCUGGGUGGUCUUCACCAACUUUAGCCUGUUCUUCUACAAGUCUCACCAGGAUGACUAUCCACUUGCCAGCCUCCCUUUGCUGGGUUACUCCGUCACCAUCCCUGCAGAGUCUGAAAAUAUCCACAAAGACUACGUCUUCAAACUGCAUUUCAAGUCCCACGUCUAUUAUUUCAGAUCUGAGAGUGAAUACACAUUUGAGAGGUGGAUGGAGGUCAUCCGCAGUGCUACAAUCCCCUCCGGUGGUGCUCGUUUCCUAAACAACAAAGAGUCCCACCCUCACUGAUCGACUCACCUUGUUUCUACACAGCGCCCCCAUCGGGUGGCUCUUACCUGCCCUUCUUGUCCUGCGAGACUCUUUGCUUUUCUUUUUCUACACAUAUCUGGGACAUUUGUACACGUGUCCAUGCACAUUUGGUGCUUUUUAAUGCUUUAAUGGUGACAUGUCCGCUGGUUUAGACUGCAUCAGAGACUGCAUUUUUUGGCAUUUCUACUCUCAACUCUGAAACCUCUUUUUUAAGGAUGUCAUUUUAUACUGUUUUGUAAUGGUCUGAACCACUUCCUAUCUUUCUGGUUUUACAUGUUGUUAUUGGUUGUUUUUACAGCAGGUACAUGUUAUUGUAGAUACCCAGAUUUCUCUCUUAGAUACUUUAACUAUCACUUCACUGUCAUCAUCAACUUUUUCUUUGUAUUGAAAACUGCUGCUUUGAAAAUGUCUUGCAACUUCAGUGCCAAACUAGUUUAUAUCAACGUCCUGGACUUUUUAAAACUAUUUUGUUACAUCGAGGAGCAUCUCCUGUACUGUAAAAAAAUAUAUUAUAAAAUCAUGUUAAACAGGCCACCCUUUAACAGUAGUGUUCAGUUCAACCUGGCCCAGCACAAUGUGUUCUUAAAAAAGAGGUGUUUAAAAUCUGAAAUUAUUUUGCUGUAUUAUUGACAUAACCUAAGAUGAAUCACAAUGUGGCCAGGGUUUCAUAGUUUAAUGCCAUUUCAAGUAAAUACUCUGUUGUAAGAAUGUGUUUUAGACCUUUUUUUAAUUAUUAUACACUAAAGUCCCCGUGCAGCUGUAAGACAAGCAAGAGACGUGUUCAUAAUCUCUGUAUUAUGAAGCAAAGUGGAAAGCUUUAAAAGAAGACGUGUGAAACAAAAGAGAAACUUUCAGUUCCAAGCACCGCUCACUGAACUCAGCUGCCUCCUGUACACAAAUACCAGAUUCUUUCUAUGGGUCUACAUUUAAAGAAAUAUGCAUUUUUACGGGGUUUAGCAGUGAAGGAAGUUUAGAGGAAAACCAGUUCUGCUGAAAGUUGCAGUGUUUUCCAGGUAACAGAGAGCUCUUUGGAAAUGAAAGCAAUAAAAAAAA